CUCCUCUUCCGCCUCAAGAGUCCAUCUCUCGUCUGCUACCCCGAGUCGCAAUAAUGAGUACGUCAUUGCAACCGGGAGACUCUCCUGUUAGAACACAUGUUCCUCGUUAUUAACACUGAAUCGCGUUAUUUUCGUUAUGUAGCAUCUUCGCCAAAAUUGGUAUGACCACUAUUCAAGAAAACGACCGAAACAUAAUUUAUAAUCACUAUUAAUUAAAUAUAGAUAGUCCAAAUCUAAAAAUUAACAGGAGGCAAGAAAUUCAUGUUUCCAUUGAGAAUCAUGGCCAAUCCCCGCCCCCUCCCCUCGUGGAUACGCGCCAAAUUUCUGAACGAAGAAGCAGAAGAAGAGAGCGCGAGCUCGCGAGACAAGGGUUCGGGAGCCUGCCAGCCGUCUCAACGAGCGUCACCGAGAACGCGCACGUCGACUCCGGCAGCCAUAGCCACCUCGUUCCUGCACCUGCCUUCUGCGUCGCCGUACAGGUCCGCCAUGGCCGCCAGGGCUGCACUGGCUCUACAGAGGCGGAAGCGCUCAGAGGCUCACAAGUCAUCAUCCACGUCCAGCACGUCAUCGAAACGAAAAAGCCAGAAAUCGAAGGAUGGAAGGCCAGGAACGAAGAAAAUGGAACUCCAGGAAAAUGGGGCUAACCCGAUCGCGAAGGGUACGGAAACCGCUGCAAGCCCUACAACGAUAGCAGCGACUAGCCACAUGACGACCCGUCACCAACAUUCAAAUGCGAAGAAGAUGGUCACCAUUGCAAUAGUGCUGUUCCUCACCAGUGGAGCCCUGCUGAUGAUCAUGAUAUGGUCCAAGCCACAUGCCACCAUAGUGUUCUGCAACACUCCCGAUUGCCUUAGGCAUGCCACUGAGCUCAAGGAGGCCAUGAACACUAGCGUCGACCCCUGCAACGACUUCUACAAGUUCACGUGUGGCUCCUGGAAGCCGAAACGGGGAGAGCGUUCGAUGGUCGCGCGAGUCUUCGCCGACUCGACCCAAAUCGCCAUGGAAGAGAUGGAAGGCCCGAGCGAGAAGGCCGUGGUGCCAAAGGCGAUGGACUAUUUCAAGAGCUGCAUCCAGCUACGCAAUUUGACGCCGACCGAUGUAGAACUCUACAUGAACUUCAAGCAGGGCCUAGGUUUCUUGUGGCCGGAGAAAAAACAAUCGGCCAUCGACGCGCUGCUCCCAUUGCUGAACCUUACUAUCACCUGGAACAUCAACUUCCUCUUUCGACUGGAGGCCUUGCCUGCAUACAAGCGGAGGCCGCAGACGCUAUACAUUACGCGUGGCAUACUGAGCCCCAGAUUUUUGGAUCCCAGAUGGACACCAGUUACGUUUGCCGAAGUCGUCAGAUGGCACUGCGGUGAACUCGGGGUCGAACCGCCGUCCGACUCGAGCAUCCAGGAACUGAAGAGCACCGUGGAGGACAUCAUAAAUGCCGUGCUCAAACUUCCACCGGGUGCCACGACUGACACGCAGAUUAUGAUGAAGGAGAUUGAGCAGCUGAUGCCCAAAUGGGGGUACGACUGGCUCAACAGCCUGAACAAACUGUACAGUCCCCAGUUCACGUGGACACCGGACAGCCCAGUUGCUCUGGAAGAUGAAGCAAUACUGCAGAGCAUGUACACCCUGCUUGAGAACUACAAGAAAAAGAGGCAGACGCUCAUGGAAGGCUUAUCGUUCGUGUUCCUCCGAACGUCCCUGUGGUUGGCCGCAGGAAAACCAGAGAUGCGUUACAGCGCCGACCCCAAAGUUGCCAGGCGCAUAUGGAAGCUGACCUGCAUCAGGUACACCACCGGCAACUUCGGUUUGCUGAUUGCGGCCAGCCACAUUUAUACGCGCUACAGCAGCAGUGUGCGCGGCAAACUCGCACGUUUCCACCGGAGCAUUCAGACGACGAUCAAGCAGCAGCUGGAAGACGCCGAGUGGAUAGACGCCACCAUCAAGAGUAAGGCGACCGUCAAAAUUGACGCAAUGACUCUGGACACGAUGCCAGAGGAGAACUUCUUCUCUGAUGUCGAUCUGGCUCGGUUAUACCGAGACUUUCCAAGUAUCGGCGCCUCGUUCUUGGAAAAUUACAUCAAAGUCGCGGAAGCCUACCGGCUUCUCAUCGGCCACGACAACUUCAUCAGCAUCUACUCCAAGAGGCUCGGGGACGGCUCGCCAGGUCGAUACGACUACUACUACAACAUCGCCUACAUAUCUCUGGGUGCCAUGGAGCCUCCCAUACUCUACCUGAGUGGCACAACAGCCAUGAUGUAUGGCAGCUUCGGCACGCUCAUCGCAGAGUGCAUCGUGCGUUCGUUCGACAAGCGUGGCGUCUUCGUCACGGGCCAAGGCAAGAGAGAGCUUUGGUGGGACUCCCCGGCUUAUACGCAACGAGUCGGCUGCGACUUGUUACCUGACCGCAAGUCUGGAGGCAGUGGCACAACCUCUGAUGCGAACACGCUGCCAGCUGGUAGCCGCGACCCACGGGAGGUUCAUUUCGCGGCCUUGUUCCCCCUGGCACCGGCACUUACCACAUCGUUCAUUGCGCACCGCAGGGCUAGCAUAAAACACGGCAGGUACGUCCAACACCGCCUGCACGGUCUCGACGACUACACCGAUGACCAGGUCUUCUUCCUGACCUACUGCCUUACGACUUGUGCCACAAACAACACCGGUGAGACCUGCAAUGUGCCCCUACGACAGAUGCAGAGAUUCGCUAGUGCGUUCCGGUGCAGCCCCGGUUCACCGAUGAACCCAGAGAAGAAGUGCACUUUUUUCUCGUGAUUGUGAAAGCACGUUUACUUUUCAUAGUAUUCAUUUCCUUGGUUCACUGCAUUGCUUUUUUUCUAGAAUGUCGAUUUUAUGAUACUAAUGAAUGACGCAGCAUAGGUGAUGUGCUGUCAAUAAUUUGA
Messenger RNA from Dermacentor andersoni, 2894 nucleotides. RefSeq names its product neprilysin-1-like. Gene Ontology annotation, cellular component: plasma membrane. Gene Ontology annotation, biological process: protein processing. Gene Ontology annotation, molecular function: metalloendopeptidase activity. The record is from RefSeq and is a predicted model, not a curated record. Lineage: Eukaryota; Metazoa; Arthropoda; Arachnida; Ixodida; Ixodidae.